UAGUAAGUAACAUUUGUUCUGCUUAGUCUGUGAUUCUAAAUCGUGAUAGAGAGUUUUGAUCAUGGUCUUUUUAUUAACCAUUAAGGAAUGAAUGUUCAUCUUCAGAUAGUAAAAUUCAGGAUCCAUGAUUUGCUGGCUAUUGUUUUAUGCAUCAUUUCUUUGAAUGUGAUAUUGUCAGUGUAUUGUCUCCCAGAUUCGCAAGACAUCAUGAACACCAGACAAGAUCGGGUAGAAAGAGGUAACGAAGAAGGGCCAGCAAGAAAGAAGAGUCGUAUGGAACAAUCAUCGUCAUCCUACCAGUUUCCAACAACUCUUGAGGACUUCCAGUACCAGUUCAAUGAAAAGGGCCAGCUAAGACACUCUGUCUCAGGGAAGCCAUAUGAAUUUGAAUUCAAGAAAGGUGAUCCAACAUACAACCAGAGGAGGUAUGAGGCCCUUGGUAAAAUCAUCACACAACACAUCUAUAAACUCCUGGAGACAGAGACUAAGUUAGAAAGAAUAUACAUCCCAACAGACCAUCAAGAUAAUGAGCCUAGAAGCUUUGUGUUUGUCAGUAAGAAUGCCUUAACAACCAGAGGCAAGUUGCUGGUUCUAAUCAAUGGUUCCGGUGCUGUCAGAGCAGGCCAAUGGGCUAGAAAGCUGAUCAUCAAUGAUUGCCUUGAUAGCGGCACUCAGCUUCCCUAUAUCAAGAAAGCAUUAGAGGAGGGGUAUGAGGUCCUUGUCAUGAAUACCAAUGAAAACAGAGGCCAAGAUUCAAGUAGGAGAAGUGUGCCAAUUAGGAAAAGUUCUAGUCCAUAUGAGCAUGGUGUCUAUGUAUGGGAUAAGUUUAUUGCCAGUCGACCUGUCAGACACGUUGCUAUAGUUGCACACAGCAUGGGUGGCAGCGUCACAGAACAUAUAGCCAGUAAAAGAGAGCAAUCCUUCUUGAAGAAAGUAUUUGCUGUUGCUUUCACCGACUCCGUCCACUCCAUGGCAACACUUGGAAUUUCACACAACAUCAAGAAUUUUUUUGCAAAGCACACUGUUAACUGGGUUUCCUCUGUGCAGCCACUGGACACACCCAGACCAUCCAAGAGACCUCUGGAUAGCAAACAAGUCUCUGCUGGCACCCAGGUCCAUGCUGAAACCUCCUGGACCAGUUUCAAGUCAGUCUUCAAGUUCCUCAAGAGAAAAGAGACCGAACUGAUGACCAAGGAGCGGGGUCAGACUGGACAUAACCCAGGCGUGAGCAUCGCACACGAUGAGGACCUGGAUGAUGAUGACGAUGACAGUACUCUAGAACUAAGAAAGGAAUCCUCGGAUGAUGAUAGUCAGGAUAAAGAGAUCGGUCAGGGGGAUCAACCUAAGGGAAGGUCGGGUGCUGGUAUUGAUAUUUCAUCAUCGGACGAAGACACAGAAGCUAGUUUUGAUUUCCAGCGGUACAGCGAGGAAUUAUGAUGAUAGUUUGGCAGCUUCAUCUGCUGGUAUGAAAACUCUUUAUUCAGUCAGUGAGCUGUGCAUUGUGGCAUGUGCCGGUCCGACCGACGUGGGCAGAAGUCUUGGAUUGAUGCAAGGUUUCAGGUUUGAGCCUAGGUCAUGAUGGUGAUGUUAGAGGUCGGUCAGAUAAAACAGACUUAGGGCUUGACUGUCCUGAUUGUGGACA
This is a messenger RNA of Lytechinus variegatus (green sea urchin), 1642 nucleotides long. RefSeq names its product cotranscriptional regulator FAM172A homolog. Gene Ontology annotation, molecular function: siRNA binding. Gene Ontology annotation, cellular component: nucleus. Gene Ontology annotation, biological process: regulatory ncRNA-mediated heterochromatin formation. Bases 88 to 1437 code for a protein of 449 amino acids. NCBI's taxonomy places the organism in Eukaryota, Metazoa, Echinodermata, Echinoidea, Temnopleuroida, Toxopneustidae. The transcript has 10 exons. The record is from RefSeq and is a predicted model, not a curated record.